UGAGAACUAGCCAACUCUUCUUCAUUCGCGCCCCGGUGGACUGAAACAGGAAAAAACAAAGGAGUUGAGGAAAUAAAAGCUUGCCAAAUAUGCCGGUGUUUACAGUAAAUGUGAAAUGGGGCAAAGAGAAGUUUGAUGCUGUAGAGCUGAACACUGAGGAACCACCCAUGGUUUUCAAGGCUCAGCUCUUCGCCCUGACAGGAGUCCAGCCCGACAGACAGAAGGUCAUGGUGAAGGGAGGCACUCUGAAGGAUGACGAAUGGGGGAACAUUAAACUGAAAAAUGGAAUGACUCUACUGAUGAUGGGUUCAGCAGAUGCCCUGCCUGAGGAGCCUGCUGUCAGGCCCAUGUUUGUAGAGGACAUGACUGAGGAACAGCUGGCCUCAGCGAUGGAGCUACCUUGUGGGCUGACAAACUUGGGCAACACCUGUUACAUGAACGCCACAGUGCAGUGUCUGCGCUCUGUGCCAGAGCUCAAAACUGCUCUCAGAAGGUAUUCAGGUGCUCUGCGAUCUUCAGGGGCAAAUGCACCAUCACAGUACAUCACAGCAGCCCUUCGUGACUUAUAUGAGACCAUGGACAAGACCUCGUCCAGCCUGCCACCCAUUAUUUUGCUGCAGUUCCUUCACAUGGCCUUUCCACAGUUUGCUGAAAAGGGAGACCAGGGACAGUACCUCCAGCAGGAUGCCAACGAGUGCUGGCUGCAGAUGAUGAGAGUUCUUCAGCAAAAGUUGGAGACACUAGAGCCAGAGACUCCCAUGGAGACCGACACUGAGAGCGGAGCUGCCUCUGCCUCUGCAAAGAAGAAUUUCAUCGACCAGUAUUUCGGUGUUGAAUUUGAAACUAGCAUGAAAUGCACAGAGUCUGAGGAGGAGGAGCCAAUCAAGGGCAAAGAAAAUCAGCUCCAACUCAGCUGCUUCAUCAACCAAGAAGUCAAAUACCUUGCAACAGGACUAAGGCUAAGACUGCAGGAAGAAAUAACAAAAAUGUCUCCAUCCUUGGAAAGAAAUGCUCUAUACAUAAAAUCUUCAAAACUCAGCCGUCUGCCUGCCUACUUGACUGUUCAAAUGGUCCGUUUCUUCUACAAAGAGAAAGAGUCUGUCAAUGCAAAAGUCCUUAAGGAUGUCAAGUUCCCACUCAUGCUGGAUGUCUAUGAGCUGUGCACUGCAGAGCUCCAGGAGAAAAUGCUGCCAGUCAGGUCAAAGUUUAAGGUGAUGGAGGAUAAGAAGCUAGAGAAACAACAGCAGAAGUUGGUGAAAAAGCCAGGUGCAACGAAAAGUGUGAAGCACGAGCCCUUCUCAUUCCCUGACGACCUUGGUUCCAACAACAGUGGUUACUACGACCUGCAGGGCGUGCUGACACAUCAAGGCCGCUCGAGCUCAUCAGGUCACUACGUUGGAUGGGUCAAAAGGAAAGAAGAUGAGUGGGUCAAGUUUGAUGAUGACAAGGUGAGUGUGGUGUCUCCAGAGGAUAUCCUGCGACUGUCCGGCGGUGGAGACUGGCAUAUAGCAUACGUUCUACUGUACGGGCCCCGGCGGCUGGAAAUACUUGAAGAGGAACAGUAGCUGUGGAAGAUUUCCUAGAAGACAAAGAUGUCAUCCAACACACAUACACAAAUUUGCCAUUUCCAAGCACUGUCUGCAUAGAUGUGCAAUAAAACUGGUGUCUUUAAAAAUUUGAUGACCUUAAUUUUUUUGUUUUUUGUAACCAACAUGGAUGCUUGUAAAACAAAAUCUGUCAAAUGGUGUUAAAUAUUCAACAUAGUGGGCUUUGAAAAUGGAGAUAUGACGAGAAGCAAUCUCUGGACUGGAUCCUUUAAAGAGGUUUUUAAGUCUUGCGCUGCAGUUUCAGUAAAUGUUUUAUACACAUUGUAUAUUUUUUAAAGCCUUUGAUGAGGUGCUCAUAUCAUUAAAGCGAAAUAUUUCUCUUUAGUCACGUAUUCAACUUAUAAAAAAAAAAAAAAAAGCCUAGCCAAGCUUUUGUCCUUGACAUUCUGGCUUGUAACCUCUCAGAUGUAUUAUGGAGAUUUUCACUUAACACUGUAAAGACUUGCCCUUGUUCACCUGUUGGGCCUCUGGGAAAUUUGGGUUCAAUCUCAGGUCUUUUGUUAAGUGCUUGGCUCGCAUCAUCUCCUGGAAUUGUUCUCUAAUGUAGUGACAGAUGAGAAAUCUUCACUAAUGCUCUUUUGAGGGAAGUGUUUGUGGGGAGCCCGGUCAGAACAGAACAGGUUGCCCUUGUGGUGAACUGUGCAGUUAAAUAAAGACUUGAGAUUCAACCAUGAUGGUUUACUCGACAAACCUUGAACAUUGUCUCUGUUGACACUUGAUCUCAAAAUCUGACAUCGAUACUUUGAAAUGCUUUGCCUCACUUUGUUUCUCUGCAGGUUUUCCUGAUCACCCUGCCACAAUGUAAGACCUAACCAUCAACACUCUGUAAUAAGUUAUUGACUGAUCGCUUUUCAUGGGUGGUGAAAAUAAACUGUAUACCAAAAUGUGAGAUUUUUUUUAU
Scomber scombrus (Atlantic mackerel) is the source of this 2508-nucleotide messenger RNA. It is a transcript of the gene usp14, whose product is annotated as ubiquitin specific peptidase 14 (tRNA-guanine transglycosylase). The record is from RefSeq and is a predicted model, not a curated record. Bases 90 to 1565 code for a protein of 491 amino acids. Gene Ontology annotation, molecular function: cysteine-type deubiquitinase activity; proteasome binding; protein binding. The transcript is spliced from 16 exons. NCBI's taxonomy places the organism in Eukaryota, Metazoa, Chordata, Actinopteri, Scombriformes, Scombridae. Gene Ontology annotation, biological process: regulation of proteasomal protein catabolic process; protein deubiquitination; proteasome-mediated ubiquitin-dependent protein catabolic process.